Molecule: messenger RNA, 5857 nt
Organism: Hipposideros armiger (great roundleaf bat)
Lineage: Eukaryota; Metazoa; Chordata; Mammalia; Chiroptera; Hipposideridae
Gene: STK10
Product: serine/threonine kinase 10
Exons: 17
Biological process (GO): protein phosphorylation
Molecular function (GO): ATP binding; protein serine/threonine kinase activity
Source: RefSeq, a predicted model, not a curated record
AUGACAGGCAGGGCUUGGUAUCUCACGUCACACCUGAGGAAACGGAGGCCCACAGAGGCCAAGAACAAGGAGUCGGGUGACUUGGCCGCUGCCAAAGUCAUUGAGACCAAGAGUGAAGAAGAGCUGGAGGACUACAUCAUAGAGAUCGAGAUUCUGGCCACUUGCGACCACCCCUACAUCGUGAAGCUCCUGGGGGCCUACUACUACGACGGGAAGCUGUGGAUCAUGAUCGAGUUCUGUCCUGGCGGAGCUGUGGACGCCAUCAUGCUGGAGCUGGACAGAGGCCUCACCGAGCCCCAGAUUCAGGUCGUUUGCCGCCAGAUGCUGGAAGCCCUCGACUUUCUGCACAGCAAGAGGAUCAUCCACCGGGACCUGAAGGCCGGCAAUGUGCUGAUGACCCUCGAGGGAGACAUCCGGCUGGCUGACUUUGGAGUGUCUGCCAAGAAUCUGAAAACUCUGCAGAAACGAGAUUCCUUCAUCGGGACGCCUUAUUGGAUGGCCCCCGAGGUGGUGAUGUGUGAGACCAUGAAGGACACCCCGUACGACUACAAAGCCGACAUCUGGUCCCUGGGCAUCACUCUGAUUGAGAUGGCCGAGAUCGAGCCCCCACACCACGAGCUCAACCCCAUGCGGGUCCUGCUCAAAAUCGCCAAGUCGGACCCUCCCACGCUGCUCACACCUUCUAAGUGGUCUGUGGAGUUCCGAGACUUCCUGAAGACAGCCCUGGAUAAGAACCCCGAGACCCGGCCCAGUGCCGCGCAGCUCCUGGAGCAUCCUUUCGUCAGCAGCAUCACCAAUAACAAAGCUCUGCGGGAGCUGGUGGCCGAGGCCAAGGCCGAGGUGAUGGAGGAGAUUGAAGAUGGCCGGGAUGAGGCGGAAGAGGAGGACCCCGUGGAAGCCACCUCUCCUCUGGGGAACCACACUCCCGACUCUGCUGAGGUGAGUCAGGGGAGCCUCGAUGCUGACAAGCUUCCCAAGGAAUCGUCUGUCACCCCACCGCCGCCCGGCCAGCCUCAGGACAGUGUGAAUGGGCCCAGCGAGCCCUCUGGAAACAGAUGCCUCCAAACCACCAGCCCCCCAGAUGUGGCCCCUGAAAAUAAAAAUGGCCUAGCAGUGCCUGCGCCCCUCAGGAAGGCCCGACCCGUGUCAAUGGGCCCCAGAAUUCAGGUAUCCGAGAAGAAGCAAGCCGCUGACCAGGAUGGGGACAUCAGUCCAGUAGCCAUCCGGUCCCAAAAGACAAGCCAGAGCCGUCCCAACAGCAGCGCCCUGGAGAUCCUGGGCGAUGAGAAGCUGGCCAACGGCAGCCUGGAGCUCCCCGCGCCGGCGUCCCCACGCCCUUCCAAGAGGGACUCGGACUGUGGCAGCCUCUCCACCUCCGAGAGCAUGGACUACAGCUCUUCCCUCUCGGCUGACCUGUCCCUGAACCGGGAGACGGGCUCUCUGUCCAUCAAGGUAAUGCCACCUCGUGAGCCACAGGCUUGGACAGGAGAGCUGCAGGUGGUUCGGCUGCUCGGUUUUGGUCCGUCCAGGCGCCAGGAACUCCGAGAGCUUCGGCUGCUCCAGAAGGAAGAGCAUCGGAACCAGAGCCAGCUGAGCAGCAAGCAUGAGCUGCAGCUGGAGCAGAUGCAGAAGCGUUUUGAGCAAGAAAUCAACGCCAAGAAGAAGUUCUUCGACACAGAGCUGGAGAACCUGGAGCGUCAGCAAAAGCAGCAGGUGGAGAAGAUGGAGCAAGACCACGCCGUGCGCCGCCGGGAGGAGGCCAAGCGGAUCCGCCUGGAGCAGGAGCGGGACUACGCCAAGUUCCAGGAGCAGCUCAAACUCCUGAAGAAGGAGGUCAAGAACGAGGUGGAAAGGCUCCCCAGGCAGCAGCGGAAGGAGAGCAUGAAGCAGAAGAUGGAGGAGCACACGCAGAAAAAGCAGCUUCUUUCACCGUCAUUUUUAAAGUGAGAACAGAGGCUGUUACUUAGCAGCAGACGUGCAGUGACUCAGCCUUGCUGUGCUGAGCGUCCUCGGCCUCGUGCGUGCUGGGCCCCUGGCUGCGUGUGGUGGCCUCUGGCCCCUGCCCUCAGCACCGGCUGGCUGUCCCCUCAGGAGCGGGAGCAGAUGCAGCGGUACAACCAGCGCAUGAUAGAACAGCUGAAGGGGCGGCAGCAGCAGGAGAAGGCGCGGCUGCCCAAGAUCCAGAGGAGCGAGGGCAAGACACGCAUGGCCAUGUACAAGAAGAGCUUGCACAUCAGCGGGGCGGGCAACGCGGCCGAGCAGCGCGAGAAGAUCAAGCAGUUCUCCCAGCAAGAGGAGAAGAGGCAGAAGGCAGAGCGGCUGCAGCAGCAGCAAAAACAUGAGAACCAGAUGCGGGACAUGAUGGCGCAGUGCGAGAGCAACAUGAGUGAGCUGCAGCAGCUGCAGGUACUGUCCGUCCACCGCCCCCCGUUGCCUCAGUUUCCACCAAGGCAGUCAGCUCAGGGGCCAGAGACUCUACACACAGGGAAGGAUUCUCAUCAGACAAGCCCGGGGUGCAGUGGUUUCAAACCUGCUGUGCUGCAUCACAUGGGCCAAAUCACUUCACCCUCCCAAGCCACAGUUACCACAUCCGCACAAUGGGAGUGGGGUGCGGGCAGAGUCCCCAUUUUGCAGGAUUGGAGUGAGGCUUUGAAAAUGAGAUUCCUGGUUCCUGAGUUUGCUGCACCCCAGGAGCUGGAAGUUGGAGCCCCCUUGUGGUGGAGCUGCUUUCCCCUGCACCCCAUGCAGAUUGGCAUUUCCCCGGACUGUAGCCCGUGGCCACAGGACACUCCUGCUCUGGAAGAAGAUUUGAACCAGAAGAAGCGAGAGCAGGAGAUGUUCUUCAAACUGAACGAGGAGACCGAGUGCCCAAAUCCCACCACCCCAAACAAGGCCACCAAGUUCUUCCCCUACAGCUCUGCAGACACUUCCUAACAGCCACCCAGGGUGGCGGGCCUCCGGGGUCCCCCAUUCUCUGUGAACAAGUAACUCAGGACCCCCUUUCCUCUUGCUUCCAUGCCAGCUCGAAUCCAGCCCCUUGCCUGUGCCACCUCAGUGCUCCUGACUUCUCGCUCAUUCACGGAGGGCGAGGUUUUAUUAUGUAUUGCCUGAUCCUAAUAUAUGUUCUCCUUGAACCCCAGAUCCCUUAAAACUGUCAGUGAUUUGGGCUGUGUGUGUGGUCAGGGUCCAAGGAGGAAGGGGUGUUCUGUGGCCUCACGGCCCCUCCUAUUUGCCAAAAUACCAGUUUUGUUCUCUGGAUGCAAAGUGCUGCUGCUCAAGUCACUAUGGGCUCAUGCAGGCUGGAAUUCUUGGUGACUUUUCAGCCGUUCCCUGCAGUGUCAGACAAGAACCACUGCUCCUAGCAGCCAUUUUGGUUUCCAGUGGAGCCCGGCCUGCAGCCAGCGGCUUGGGGGUGCCCUCAUUUCUCCAGUUCCCCCUAGUUGCUUUCCUCUUGAGACAAGGCUGUGUCUAUAAUGGUGAGAUGGGGGAGAGCUGGAAUCGUUCAUCCUGCUGGUCUCAGGUGUUUUGUGCCAUAUCGUGUCCCCCCUUCCUACACACUCACACACACACGUAGGGCUUGGGACCCUGGCGCUACCCAGGCUUGCCUCCGCCCUGGGCCUCUUGGGCCAGGUGUGUUGGAACACGUUUGCUGCCUGAGCCACUGAGCAUGUUAGGUGGAGCCACUGGUAUGGGGCGUGCUGGGUGUUGACACCAGAGAACAAGAUGGCACAGGCGGACCUGCCCAUCUGCGAUUCCUUUUGGUCCCCACGUGAGAUCCUACGUUCACGGAUGAAUUCCUCACCACACAAGACUUUUACAGCCCAGCCUGCUCUCACCUCACAGUUGCCCAUCCUGUCUGCAGGUGAUACGCGAAGGCCGUCUGCCUGUGCCCUCCUAGGUCAGGAGUCCAGCCUCACACUUUAGGCAGAGGCAGGCAGUCACUAGGACUUCUGUUCAGGAAGCAAAGCCUCAGGGAGAAACAUAAAUGCUUCCUGCCCCCAGGAACACGGCCGAAGCAGAGCUUCUGUAUCUCAGUCGGAAUCCUGGGCCUUCGGGUCACUCCGUUGGCCCCCCCAGAUUCUGACCCCCAAGGCUGCAGUGUUGAUAACCCAAUGAAAGCAAAUGCUCAAACCAGCAUUCAGCUUAUUUACAAAGAAAACUUUUUUCACUUUGAUUUCUAACUUGAAACAAAUAUAAAUGAAUGGCUUCUUUAGGAAGAUACCUGCUUUAAAAAAGCAAGACAGAAAACAGAAGGUGAUUUUGAGGAAUCAUAUGCGCAUACUGAGUCUGGGCACUUAUUCUGCCGGUGAUAGCAUCACUGACACAGCAGGGAGGACUUUCUCCUUUACUCCUUAAGGGUAGGUUCGAUGUUUGUUUUUCUAAAGCAAUUCCCUGGAAGUCCUCUUGGCACUGGCUGUAAUCCUCCUCUGAUCUUGCGAAGGGAGGGCAGCCAUUCAACAGUGAAGGGCUUGAGGCUCCCAAGUUAUGUAUGCAGGAACGAUGCUGGGGGGGCCACAGGAAGGCAGUGGUCCUCUCAGUUUAGUGAGCACUCAGCUUGCCCGCUUCAGUAUUUGACCCAGAUGGGACAGUUUCAGGUCUCGACAAAGGAGACAAGUGAAACAAUUGUCCCCUUUGAUCCUCUUAGGUGCACAGGUGCUGGGGAAACGUGGACUGGCAGCAGUGUAACCAGAGCGCACACCCAGUCCUGCCAGGAGAGGCCAGCCCUGGCGAACGGUCGAGCAGGGCUGAGCGAGGCUGUUUACAACAUCGUCUUUGCAGCCUGGGGUGUGAGAAUGAGUCUUCCGUGAAAUGUGGUUUCGAGGCUCAGGCAAGCCUUUGGUCAUUUCCUUACUUGGCUUGUUGUUCACACUGGAAUCUCGUUCAAGAGUUGCUGCUUCCCUGCUCAGUGCCGCCCGAGCCCCAGUAGCUCCCUUGUCCUUCCUGGAUGGGGUCUGGUUGGGUCUUGCAGCCUCACGACUGAGCCAAUGUGCAAAGCCCAUCACUGAGAAGACCCACACAGUUCUCGUACCCUGCGCUACUGCUUCCUCUGUAAGGGACACACGGAACUGCUUCUCGUUUUCAGUCAAUUUAUGGCAGAGUAAAUGUAACUAACUUAUAUUUUCCCUUUAUGAAGGAUAGAAAUUAUUUUUAUGUAGUUUCCAAACUUUAUACAAGAUUUUUGUAAAAUGUUCUCUGCAAAGUUAACUGCAAGGGUGUAAAUAUACUGCUAAUAAAAUAACAAGGUGAGAAACUAUUUGCCUUUGACGUUGUUCUCUUGGAUUGGGGUAGGAAAAGCAGGACACACUUACCCACAUUUGCCAGACAAGGAAACGGUCUACUAGCUUCUGAGGACACUGAUGCCUCCCAGGUCAUACUGCAGGCCUGACUGGGGGAUUUCUGAAAGAAGUUAUGCUUGGCUGUGUGUGCACGUGUGUGUGUGUGUGUGUGUGUGCAUGUGCGUGUUUUCUAUGGACAUUUAAUUAUUCUCAUUUAACAAUAAACAUUUGACCACCAAGAGUUUGCACAUAUUAACUCACUGAAUCCUUUCAACAACCCAAGGAAGACAUUGCCAUUCCCACUUUACAGAUGAGGAAAUGGACACUGGGCAAGGGGAUGGUCAGGCCAAACCUCACGACAAGGGUAAGUGACGCGCAUGGGAUUCAAACUUAGACCGUCUAGCAGUGCUAUCUCAGCACCUCCUCUCCUGCCCCCAACUGCCCAUCACACUCAGCCAGAGCCACACAGACAUUUAGCCACUAGCCAUCUCUGCUGUAUUUAAAAGCUUUUUUCUUCCUCUAAAGUUCCAUUCAGGGGUUCUUAAUCUGGGGUUCCCAGCCCCCGACCAAGGAAUCCAUGG